GUAAAAUUGGAUUUUGGCUUGCAAACAGAGGUCACAAGUUAACACGGUCACAGUUCCUUAAUUCAGCCCGUUUCACGAUGUGACGCCGAGAGUCCUGUGUUGAAUCCAGAGAUCUGGAGCUGCUUAUGUAAAGAUCGGUGGCUCGGUGGUUCGAGAGUGUCGUCUCGCGGCGCGUCGUCUUUUAGCGCGUGUUCGAAACCCGUGCCAACACAGAUUUACUUUAUUUUAUUUUUUUUGUUUAUCCUACUUACUUCAGCCGCUACGGGCGAUCAUACCUAUAACUUGUUAUCUCUGCAAGAAUAUCAAAAUCAUGCAAUGAGCAAGUCUGCUUUUAUUAGGCACUUAAUAUCACGUCAGUUUGUGCUUUCAGAAUCGGCGAAUCUGCUGCCGUCGUUCCAGCACAUCUGCAGCGGAGACCUAAACAGGAAGUUGGUCACCAGAUAACACGGUAACCAGUUAAACCGUAACACCGGCCCGGUCAUGGCAGCUGGAUGCAGGAAGCAAUUGUUUUCAGAAUAGACAUUAAACAACAAGGAGCAAAAACUACGCCGUUUUAAGAAGUAACGUUAUUUACGGACUUACCAUUAGCUUUCUGGUGCUGGUAAAUAUGGCUACGACAGCUCAGUUAUUCGAGGAACCGUUUGAUGCUGAUGAGUAUAUUGAGAGACUGGCUUGGAGAACACCUGGAGGAGGAUCCAAAGGAGGUGCAGAGGCAUUUGAUCCCAAAAAGUUGCUGGAAGAGUUUGUGAACCACAUUGAGGAGCUAAAACUGCUGGAUGAAAGGAUUCAAAGGAAGGUGGAGAAGUUGGAGCAGCAGUGUCACCGUGAAGCCAAGGAGUUUGCCCACAAGGUCCAAGACCUGCAGAGGAGCAACCAAGUAGCCUUCCAGCACUUCCAGGAGUUGGAUGAACAUAUCAGUUACGUGGCCACCAAGGUAUGUCAUCUGGGAGAUCAGCUAGAAGGAGUCAAUACUCCAAGACAGAGGGCAGUGGAGGCUCAGAGACUCAUGACAUACUUCAACGAGUUCCUGGAUGGAGAACUGCGCAGUGAUGUCUUCAACAAUCCUGACAAGAUAAAAGAAGCUGCAGACAUCAUUCAGAAGUUGCACCUGAUCGCUCAGGAGCUGCCGUUUGAUAGAUUUUCUGAUGUCAAGGCCAAGAUAGCAAGUAAAUAUCAUGACCUUGAGCGUCAGCUGAUCCAGGAGUUCACAGCAGCUCAGCGAAGGGGAGAGAUUGGGCGCAUGCGUGAGGUGGCUGCAGUCCUGCUACAUUUUAAGGGUUAUGCCCACUGUGUGGAUGUCUACAUUAAGCAAUGCCAAGAGGGAGCGUACAUGCGGAACGAUGUGUUUGAAGACAUUGCAAUUCUGUGUCAGCGGGUUAAUAAACAAGUUGGAGAGGUUUUCUGCAGUCCAGAGACUGUCAUGGCGAAACUCAUUCAGAGCAUCUUUGAGAAUAAGAUACAGGCUCAUGUCAAAGAAAGACUAGAUGAGACCCGCAACUCUGAUGUGGAGCAAUACCUCAAGAACCUCUAUGACCUCUAUACACGGACAACGGCACUGGCUGCUAAACUCUCAGACUUUAACUUGGGCUCAGACAAGCACACGUUUCUAUCUAAGCUGAUAAAGAAUAUAUUCUCCUGUUACCUGGAGAGCUACAUAGACAUGGAGCGACAAUAUCUGCAAAACCGCAGUGGCAUGAUUCUUCAGCGCUUUUAUGACUCCAAGAACCACCAAAAACGACCUGUAGGCACUGGAAGCAUCCAGGAACUUAAAGAGAGGAUCAGACAACGCACUAACCUGCCUUUGGGACCCAGCAUCGACACACAUGGAGAGACUUUGCUCUCACAAGAGGUUGUAGUCAACCUGCUGCAGGAAACCCGACUUGCCUUUGAGAGAUGCAACAAGUUGUCAGACCCAGCAGAUCUACCAAAAAAUGCCUUCUCCAUUUUCUUGCUUUUGGUGGAGUAUCUGUGUGUGGACCAUAUAGACUAUGCCCUUGAGAUUGGGCUGUCAGCCAUCCCGUCUGCGGAUGCCAAAAAUGCCAACCUUUACUUUCUGGAUGUGGUUCAACAGGCCAACACAAUCUUUCACCUCUUUGACAAGCAGUUUAACGAUCAUCUUAUGCCUCUUAUUAGCUCCUCUCCUAAACUGACGGAGUGCCUGCACAAGAAGAAAGAGGUGAUCGAACAGAUGGAGGUGAAGCUGGACACCGGGAUUGAUCGGACACUAAAUUGUAUGAUAGGCCAGAUGAAGCACAUCCUGGUGACUGAGCAGAAGAAAACCGACUUCAAGCCCGAAGACGAGAACAAUGUCAUGAUACAGUACACUACGGCUUGCUCAAAGGUGUGUGCCUAUGUGAACAAGCAGGUGGAGCGUGUGCGGCGGUCCAUGGAUGGUAAGAACGUGGACACGGUCUUGACCGAGCUGGGAGUGCGGUUCCACCGGCUGAUCCACGAGCACCUGCAGCAGUUCAGCUACAGCUCCAUGGGUGGUAUGCUGGCCAUCUGUGAUGUGGCAGAAUACCGCCGCUCCGCCAAAGAUUUCAGAGUUCCUCUCGUGCUCCAGCUCUUCGACACGCUUCAUGCUCUGUGUAACCUCCUGGUUGUGGCUCCGGACAACCUCAAACAGGUGUGCUCUGGAGAGCAGCUGACCAACCUCGACAGGAACCUCCUCCACGCUUUCGUCCAGCUGAGAGUAGACUAUCGCUCAGCCCGACUGGGACGCCAUUUCAGCUAAUGACCGGCAGGGCUGCCAACAGAACUGCCAUCCGUUCAGAGCUGCGACAAACACAAGUGGCCAAUCUUGAGUGGCUUUUGAACCGUCUUUGUCUAUGAUUCGGUGUCAAAUUAAACUUUGAGCAUCCGUUUCCAAGCCCAACAUUUCCCAGGUAGCUCAAUUUUAAGUUCUGCGUUUUGUUCUAUAUGCAGGUUUUAAUGCGAGCGUAGUGCUUUGCCCAUAUUUUGUUUAUGAUAUCAUUUUAAAAGGAUAUAUAAUGAAGGUAGAGAGCUGUUUUGUACAUUUUUCCCUGUGUCUUCGGCUUCUAAUAGAGAGAGGAUGAUCGUCUUGAAUAGAUGAACUGAGGUGGGCCACUCAAAUGAUUCUGCCACUGGAUUUGGGUGGUCAAGAGACUCAUUUUCAUUUGCUUUUAUUUUGAUUGUGCCAAAUCCAUCCUCUGUGGCUCUACUUGGAGUAACGGGGGUGGUCUCCACACUGCUCUGGAUCAAUGAGUUUGUCCAGCUCAUUUCACUCAGGCUCUUGUGCACACAUAGGGCUUCAAAGAGAAGACAAUUACUGUUUUGAGCUGAACAAUGCAGAUGUUAUACAACUGUUUCCAUGCUUUGAAAGCUAAUUUAGUUCUAAAAUCAUUUCAUACUCUUAGAAUAACAUCUUCAAUGGUUUUAAACAUGAGUGCAUCAGAAUUCUGUUAAAAAAUAACAAUAGAAUCAGUGGUUUCACUUCCAUGCGCCCGACAACCUGCAAAACUGACCUUUCCAAUGCUAAAAUGUAACUUGAUACAUGAACAACAGUUAUUUUGGAGACGUAAAUGGAAAAUAUUGCAUCCGUGCUAACAGCCUGCUGUUUACUAAAACUGAAGUAAAAUUUGCAGAUAUAGCAUUAACAUAUUUAAUAAAAUAAAAUAAAAAUACACUAGGCAAGCAGCAUUAAUAGUUGUUUCAAAGGGCUCGGAUCACAUAUUGUUGUUCUUAUUUUGGAACCUUUAAUGCAAGACACUUUCAUCUGACAGGGAUGUGUUGAAUGCAGUAAUGUUAUAGGAGUAGUUUAACCCUUAACCUCUGAUGAAGAGGCAGGGGUCAAGAUCUUUGACCUCUAGGAAUGACUUAGGUGUGUUAGACUAUUAGAAAGGAUUGGAUGGUCUGAUGUUUGAUUCCGUUAUACUGUACUGAUUUCAAAAUUGAAUUUAUGUUAAAAUGAUGCUAUUGUUUGUACAAGCUGCUCAUUAUAAUCUAUUUCCAAAAAUAAAAUGUGUGAAACAAUG
Molecule: messenger RNA, 3995 nt
Organism: Carassius gibelio (silver crucian carp)
Lineage: Eukaryota; Metazoa; Chordata; Actinopteri; Cypriniformes; Cyprinidae
Product: exocyst complex component 5
Exons: 18
Coding region: 608-2734 (708 amino acids)
Biological process (GO): exocytosis; Golgi to plasma membrane transport
Cellular component (GO): exocyst; cytoplasm
Source: RefSeq, a predicted model, not a curated record